ACUGUCAACGUUGCUUCAGUUUUUUCACAAUUUUUUUGCCGCUAUGACAUUUCAACUGUAGAAAGUUCUUUAGAUUUUCUAAAAACAACACACAGGCAACGUGAAUUAGAAGGAGCACCCACUCGACUCAUGACCGAGGCAGCAGGAGCAGCCAUCCCUAGAGGAGCCGCCGGAGACACGGACGGCAAAAAAAUGCGUUCACUGCCCGGCGGAGCAAAGGAGCCGUCCAAGCUGGAUGACCUAGUGCAAUAUGUGAGCCUCCAUGUGCGAAUCCCCACGCCGUUGACCGGAGUGGUGCUGCCCUUUGUACCGCUCUACCUAUCCGCCUUCUACCUGUGGAUCUACGUUAAUGGUGGCGAAGAAGCUGAUAUUUCCAAGAACAAACUGAUUUCCAACGAAAACCGUACAACUAUGGAGAAUUCCUCCACUUGGAAUGACGUGGGUUUUAUCGCCGUUCUAGCAAUCGCUUUUCUUCAUGUCCUCACCUUACUCUUUUGUUACUGGAGUGUUCAUGUGCUGGCUUUUCUUACUUGCCGUCGCGUAAAGCUGCCUGGUGCCAAUGUGCUGGCCAAAGUGGUACCUACUGCCAACAACGGCAAUUCCAAGAUCGUACCCGUACGCUCCUCCAAGCUUGAAGACGGCUCCACCCAGUAUUUUUUGAUUUUCCAAAAGACCAAGUAUGUUUGGAACGAGGAUCGGAAGACAUUCCGCGCAGUCGAAUUCCCAGUAAAUGGACUUCUGAGGAACUACUCCUCAUCCAGAGGAUUGGAGACAGAGGAAUCCAUCAAGAAGGCCACACUAACCUACGGCAACAACGAAAUGGAAAUGGUGGUUCCAGAAUUCCAUGAACUAUUCAUAGAACGUGCCACGGCGCCCUUCUUCGUGUUCCAGGUUUUCUCCGUGGGACUGUGGUGCAUGGACGACUACUGGUACUACUCUCUCUUCACGCUCUUCAUGCUGGUCGCCUUCGAGUGUACCAUUGUCAAGCAGCAGCUGCGGAAUAUGUCUGAGAUCCGAAAGAUGGGAAAUAAGCCAUACUUAAUCUACACCUUCCGGCAAAACAAGUGGCGACAAAUUGGUUCCGAUGAGCUGCUGCCCGGUGAUUUGGUGUCAAUAACGCGCUCACAAAACGACAACAUUGUGCCCUGUGAUUUGGUCAUCCUGCGAGGCUCCUGCAUUGUGGAUGAAUCCAUGCUUACUGGCGAAUCGGUGCCACUGAUGAAGGAGUCACUGGAAUCCCUAGAUAAUUUGGACGUUGAAAUGGACGCUGAGGGAGAUGGAAAACUGUUUGUUUUAUUCGGUGGCACUAAAGUAGUUCAACAUACUGCUCCCACAAAAGAAUCACUUCGUGCUCCUGAUGGCGGCUGCAUUGGCUAUGUGAUUCGCACUGGUUUCAACACAUCGCAAGGCAAACUGCUGCGAACGAUAUUAUUCGGAGCAAAUCGUGCGACGGAGAACAACGUGGAAACCUUUGCCUUCAUAGCAUUCCUAAUGGUUUUUGCUGUUGCCGCCGCAUCAUAUGUGUGGGUGAAGGGCAGCGAGGAUCCGGAGCGCAAUCGCUACAAACUUUUCCUUGAGUGUACGCUCAUCCUGACUUCCAUAAUUCCGCCUGAUCUACCUAUCGAGUUGACAUUGGCCGUUAAUACAUCUUUGAUUCAGCUGACUAAGUUGUACGUGUUCUGCACAGAACCGUUUAGGAUUCCUUUUGCCGGAAAGGUCCAGAUUUGUUGUUUCGACAAGACGGGAACUCUGACCACAGAUAAUCUCAUGGUCGAGGGUAUUGCUGGACUAGCUCCUAAUGGAGCUUGUGUGCCUAUCGAUAGCGCAGAAGCGAACACGGUUCAGGUGCUCGCCUGCUGUCACUCACUGGCCCUGUUAGAUGACGGAUUAGUGGGAGAUCCGCUGGAGAAAGCCACUUUAGCUGCAGUCGAUUGGACGUUAACCAAGAUGGACAGCGUUAUUCCUAAGCGUCCUCAGUUUAAACCGCUAAAGAUAAUCCAGCGCUAUCACUUUUCAUCAGCGCUGAAGCGAAUGUCGGUACUAGCUGGAUAUCUGAUGCCGUACUCCAACGAAGUAAAGCACAUAGGAGCGGUUAAGGGAGCUCCAGAGGUCAUUCAGAAGAUGCUGCGUGAAGUGCCCUCGGACUACGAAAAGGUUUAUUUGGAGUACGCCCGCCGCGGAGCCCGCGUAUUAGCUCUAGGAAUCAAAGAGUUCGGAACCCUGGGGUCUCAAAAAGUUCGGGAAAUUAAGCGGGAAGAAGUGGAAUGUGACCUAACAUUUGCUGGAUUCGUGAUCAUUUCAUGUCCCAUGAAGCCCGAUUCUAAAUCGGUAAUAAAAGAGCUCAUUCAAUCAUCGCACAAGGUAGUGAUGAUCACGGGUGACAGUCCGCUUACCGCCUGCCAUGUGGCACGCGAACUUCGUUUUACUCGGAAGAAGCUGCUCAUCCUGACCCCACCCGACAGAAAGGAAAAUGUUCACUGGAGGUGGGUAUCAAUUGAUGGAGAUCAGACCUACGAGCUGGAUAUAAAGAGUGGUGCUAAGGGAAUCUCCCUGUUACUGGGCACGCACGAUCUCUGCAUUACCGGAGAGGGAUUGCAACUACUGCAGCAAAACCAGCAGCAAUAUAUGCGUGAUUUAUUACCACAGAUUACGGUCUGUGCCCGAUUUGCCCCCAAGCAAAAGGAGUUCGUGAUUACACAGCUAAAGCAACUAGGCUACUGCACUUUGAUGUGUGGCGACGGCACCAACGAUGUGGGUGCCCUCAAGCACGCCAACGUGGGCGUAUCUCUGCUGACCAGUGCUCCUGUGAGGCGUAAGCGUACUGAGGAGGAACAGCAACAGGUGGCGGCUGCUGCAGCAGCAGCGCAGGCCGCAGCGAAUGCCAAUCAACAGUUAACACCAAGAGAGCGAGCUCUGCGAAGACGUCAAGAGCAGAUCAACCAAACACAAGCUCGCCUGCAGAGUACUCUCCGCGACCUGGAGGAGCAAACUAUGGUAAAGUUGGGUGAUGCCUCUAUUGCGGCGCCAUUUACCAGCAAGUCCUCUUCAAUAAUGUGCGUUAACCACAUAAUCAAGCAGGGUCGUUGCACGCUGGUGACCACUCUCCAGAUGUUUAAGAUUCUUGCGCUGAACGCCCUCAUUCAAGCCUACUGCCAGUCUGUGCUCUACAUCGAUGGUAUAAAAUUCAGCGAUACGCAAGCCACCAUGCAGGGCAUCUUCAUUGCCGCCUGCUUCCUCUUUAUUACCCGAGCUAAGCCGCUGAAAACUUUAUCCAAGGUGGCCCCACUGCCAAACAUAUUCAAUUUCUACACGAUUUCUACUAUACUUAGUCAGUUUGCCGUGCACUUUGGAACGCUUUACUACUUGACCAGUCAAGCCAACAUUCUGGCACCACCCAGGGAGGGCAAGGUUAAAUUGUACACUGACAUGGACCCUGAAGAGAAGACUAAAUAUGAUCCGAACAUUGUGAGCAGUACGGUCUAUAUAAUUUGUUUAUCCUUGCAAGUGGCCACCAUUGCGGUCAAUUACAAAGGCCAUCCAUUCAUGGAGAGCUUGCGCUCAAAUCGCAUGUUGAUGUAUGCCAUCGGAGCUUCGGCGACAUUGGUAAUUCUUCUGUCCACGGGCCUGGCGCCCGAACUGACGGAAUUCUUUGAGAUAAUCAAUUUUCCAACGAAUUUCCGCGUAACAUUGCUCGGUGUUCUUGUCCUGGAUAUUCUUGGGGCGUUUCUUUUGGACCGCAUUUGCUCAUUCCUCUUUGGGGAAACGCGUCGCAAAUCCAAAGUGCUGAACUGUUAGGACCAUUUAAUAAUAAGUACUAGAAAAGGAGACACUUCAAAAACCUUACGUUCCGAGAAGAUAGAUAAACAUAUUCUUUUUAAUUUGUAUCCCUCUAAUGGUAAAAAAAAAACUCAACGUAUUUAACGGCGUCGGUUUCUUAAACGUUUAAAUUCCGAAUCAAAGAAUCAACAUAAUGCAUUUAAAGUGUAUUAUCAGGCAAGUGUAUUAUCGGGUAGCCUAUAUCAUUUUAAUUUGACAAAGCAAGAACUUUCAAUAUCUUCGACUCCCGUGUAUGCGAUUAGUGAAAUUGUCGUAAUAUUUGUAAUGCUAAUAAAAAUAGAAAAACAUUUAAAUAAAA
Molecule: messenger RNA, 4135 nt
Organism: Drosophila eugracilis
Lineage: Eukaryota; Metazoa; Arthropoda; Insecta; Diptera; Drosophilidae
Product: endoplasmic reticulum transmembrane helix translocase
Biological process (GO): intracellular calcium ion homeostasis
Cellular component (GO): endoplasmic reticulum membrane
Molecular function (GO): P-type ion transporter activity; ATP binding; ATP hydrolysis activity
Source: RefSeq, a predicted model, not a curated record